Hemisphaericaspora subhashii is the source of this 717-nucleotide messenger RNA. RefSeq lists its product as uncharacterized. NCBI's taxonomy places the organism in Eukaryota, Fungi, Ascomycota, Pichiomycetes, Serinales, Debaryomycetaceae. Gene Ontology annotation, molecular function: GTPase activator activity. The transcript has a single exon. The record is from RefSeq and is a predicted model, not a curated record. Gene Ontology annotation, cellular component: cytosol. The coding region runs from base 1 to 717 and encodes 238 amino acids. Gene Ontology annotation, biological process: positive regulation of GTPase activity; positive regulation of TORC1 signaling.
AUGGCCAAUUACAUUGUAUGUCUAGCUCACUUCUGUGAACUACAUGGACCAUCCACAAUAGUUUGCACUCAAGUUACUACCGAAAAUAAAAAGGAAGAAUAUAUCUUACCUUCAAAUUCUCGAGUCCAAGUAUGUUCAUCAUGUCAAUUAAUCCUUCCUGAUGAAGAUGCAGUCAAUAUUGUAACUAAAGAUUCCACUGCCAAUAGCAAUGCCAAUACCACUCGAGUUUUCAUAUCUACUCAUUAUCCAUUGUCGCAAAAACGAUAUACAUCCUUAACUAAAUUGGUUAUGAAAUCAUUAUCAGUAGAAACUACAGCAGAAUCAUCAAAACCAAUGUUUUAUGGGGAUAUGAUUUAUGGAUAUUGUAUAAAUAAAAUAUUUAAAAUAAAUGAUUUAAAUGCUCGAGGAUCAGAAAGGAAAUAUUCAUUAAUGUUAAUUUCAGAUUCUGAAACUGAUUUAUUAAUGAAUUGGGAUAUAAUAACAAUUUAUUUCAAUGAAAUUAUUGAUAUGAUUCAACAAAGAGUUGCAACUAUAACAGAAGAGAAUAUUAAACGAGAUACAGCAAAUGGUAGUAAUCUUGGUAUGUUGGGCAAUGAGAAAUAUCUUAGACGAUCUUUAAUUAAACCCAAAUCUUUAGUUGAAUUAACAAAUGAUACUGGUAUUUUUGUUAAGAUUCAUUUAUGGGCAGUUGAACUAUUAAAAGAUAUAUUAAAAUAA